AUGCUCGCUGUUUCGAGCCGCUCUAGUCCUUACCAGGCACGGCUAGCAUACCACUGCACAAGGACCUUGCAUUCAACCGCGGCCAGCUAUUCGAGCCCCUCCGACUUCCGCUCCAGUUUCUCUGGCCAAGGCUUCACUGGUUAUUACGAGCCAGGCGAUACCGAAGGUCCCCUACGGAAAGCCUCUAACAUCGGUGCCCCAAAGAUCACUCCACGCGCCCUCAAGAAGCAUCUAGACCAAUUUGUCGUCGGCCAGGAGAGAGCGAAGAAGGUCCUCAGCUCCACCAUCUACAAUCACUAUCAGAGAAUACAAGAGAUUCAGCGUCAGCAUGAAGAAGCACAAGAGAUACUCGAACGUCAGGCCAGGCGAUCGAGACAUCCCACAGAUGAGUUCCCCGGCCAUCACGCCACGAUACACGCUUGGGUCCCACCCUCUCCACCUCCAUCACCUUCCCUCGACGAUUCAUCUCCCCUGACCAUCGAGAAGUCCAACAUCAUGCUGCUUGGCCCAUCAGGAGUUGGUAAAACACUCAUGGCAAAAACACUGGCUCGCGUGCUCGACGUACCAUUUAGCAUGUCCGAUUGUACUCCGUUUACACAAGCUGGCUACAUCGGCGAGGACGCAGAUGUAUGUGUACAGCGCCUCUUAGCCGCCGCAAAUUACGACGUUGAAAAGGCCGAACACGGAAUCAUCUGUCUCGACGAGAUCGACAAAAUUGCCACAGCCAAGGUGUCGCAUGGCAAAGACGUUGGUGGAGAAGGCGUGCAACAGGCACUGCUCAAGAUUAUCGAGGGCACCACUCUGCAAAUACAAGCCAAGCAAGAAAGAGGGAACAACACAAAUCGCAACAACAACCACUAUCCGAACAGUUCACCUACAAACAGCCCGCUGAGUAGUGGUGGCGCUGCUGGAGGCAUGGGCCAGGCACCGGGCAAGAGCGAGGUCUUUAAUGUGAACACAAGCAAUAUUCUAUUCAUAUGCACAGGUGCAUUCAGUGGUUUGCACAAAACGAUUCUUGAUCGUGUAGCAAAAGGAGGCAUCGGGUUUGGUGCCAAUGUGCGUUCAAGCACAGCUCAAGAUGGUGGCGCCCAAGAAACAACCAUCACGGAUGACGACGAAAUGAUUCGUAAACAUCUCCCUUAUUACAUGCCACCAGCUUCCGAGGAGGACUUAUACAACCCUACCCAGAAAAGCAAGAAGGCCACAUACAACGUCUUGGACCUCGUUGGGCCGCAGGAUCUGCAAAAGUAUGGCAUGAUACCUGAGCUAGUCGGCCGCAUACCGAUCUCUUGUGCACUAUCCGCGCUGGACGUGGAUGCUUUGGUCAAGGUUUUGACAGAGCCGCGAAACUCGUUAUUGAAGCAAUACGAACAGCUCUUCCGACUUUCAUCAAUAGAGCUGAGAAUCACAACCGCCGCCCUUCACGCGAUCGCAGAGACUGCUUUCAGCAUGGGCACUGGUGCUAGAGGUCUCCGAACUGUAAUGGAGAGGCUUCUCGGAGACAGCAUGUUCGAAGCGCCUGGCUCAGAUAUUAAGCAUAUUGCCGUAACUGAGGACGUAGCAAAGAGGAACUCGCCAGCACUUUACUUCACUCGAGAUGGCAAAACGAGAUUCCAUUCUCUCAUUGCUAGAGAGGAAGAAGAAUGGGAAGACCGCAAACGCGGUGAAGAGCCCAUGGAAAGUGACUUUGAGCGCAGAGCAAGAGCGAACAGCCGCGGCGGACAUGCGACGACCUUUGAAGAAUAUCGUCAGAAGACCACUGCUGCCGGGUUCACGUAG
Aureobasidium musti is the source of this 1779-nucleotide messenger RNA. The record is from the annotation of a GenBank genome assembly. NCBI's taxonomy places the organism in Eukaryota, Fungi, Ascomycota, Dothideomycetes, Dothideales, Saccotheciaceae.